Molecule: messenger RNA, 686 nt
Organism: Pan troglodytes (chimpanzee)
Lineage: Eukaryota; Metazoa; Chordata; Mammalia; Primates; Hominidae
Gene: SPRR1A
Product: small proline rich protein 1A
Exons: 2
Coding region: 79-372 (97 amino acids)
Source: RefSeq, a predicted model, not a curated record
ACCAAACCCAAGGGACCACACAGCCCAUUCUGCUCCGUAUACCAGCUUUCUGUCUCUAGAAAAAAACACAUUUGAAGCAUGAAUUCUCAGCAGCAGAAGCAGCCUUGCACCCCACCCCCUCAGCCUCAGCAGCAGCAGGUGAAACAACCUUGCCAGCCUCCACCCCAGGAACCAUGCAUCCCCAAAACCAAGGAGCCCUGCCACCCCAAGGUGCCUGAGCCCUGCCACCCCAAAGUGCCUGAGCCCUGCCACCCCAAAGUGCCUGAGCCCUGCCAGCCCAAGGUUCCAGAGCCCUGCCAGCCCAAGGUGCCUGAGCCCUGCCCUUCAACGGUCACUCCAGCACCAGCCCAGCAGAAGACCAAGCAGAAGUAAUGUGGUCCACAGCCAUGCCCUUGAGGAACUGGCCACUGGAUACUGAACACCCUACUCCAUUCUGCUUAUGAAUCCCAUUUGCCUAUUGACCCUGCAGUUAGCAUGCUGUCACCCUGAAUCAUAAUUGCUCCUUUGCACCUCUAAAAAGAUGUCCCUUACCCUCAUUCUGGAGGGCUCCUGAGCCUCUGCGUAAGGCUGAACGUCUCACUGACUGAGCUAGUCUUCUUGUUGCUCGGGUGCAUUUGAGGAUGGAUUUGGGGAGGGAUCAAGUGAACCAUCCCUAGUCUUCCCUCAAUAAAUAACUUUUAACUCCA